AAGCUCACAUCAAGUGAUUAAGCAAGAACACUUGAAUUAAUUACGUACUCAUAAGUGUAACUAAUUAGCUAGAACUGUGAGUGUGUGCGGUGUGCCAUGGCGGCUUCUUCCAGGAGUAGCUGGCAUUGCUGCUUGGUGGCCUUCUUCCUCCUCUCCUCCGCGGCGCACGGGCAGCUGUCGACAUCGUUCUACGCGGCGAGCUGCCCGACGCUGCAGCUCGUGGUGCGCGCCACCGUGCUCAGGGCGCUCCUCGCAGAGCGCCGGAUGGGCGCCUCCCUCAUCCGGCUCUUCUUCCACGACUGCUUCGUCCAGGGCUGCGACGCGUCCAUCCUCCUGGACGACGUGCCGGCGACCAACUUCGUCGGCGAGAAGACGGCGUUCCCGAACGUGAACUCCGUGCGCGGCUACGACGUCAUCGACCAGAUCAAGAGGAACGUCGAGCUCGUCUGCCCCGGCGUCGUCUCCUGCGCCGACAUCACCGCUCUCGCCGCGCGCGACAGCACCGCCCUGCUCGGCGGGCCAAGCUGGGCGGUGCCGCUCGGCCGGCGGGACUCGACGACGGCGAGCCUGAGCAUCGCGAACACCGACCUGCCGGGGCCGGCGAGCGACCUCGCCACGCUCAUCACGGGCUUCGGCAACAAGGGCCUCAGCCCGCGCGACCUGACGGCGCUCUCCGGCGCGCACACCAUCGGCUUCUCCCAGUGCGCCAACUUCCGCGACCGCAUCUACAACGACACCAACAUCGACCCGGCGUUCGCCGCGCUCCGCCGCGGCGGCUGCCCCGCCGCCGCCGGCACCGGCGACUCCAACCUGGCGCCGCUCGACGUGCAGACGCAGAACGCGUUCGACAACGCCUACUACAGCAAUCUGCUCGCCCGGCGCGGCCUCCUCCACUCCGACCAGGUGCUCUUCAACGGCGGCUCGCAGGACGCGCUGGUGCAGCAGUACAGCGCCAGCCCGGCGCUCUUCGCCGCCGACUUCGCCGCCGCCAUGAUAAAGAUGGGGAACAUCAGCCCGCUCACCGGAGCCGCCGGCCAGAUCAGGCGCAACUGCAGGGCCGUGAACAGCGGCUGAUUGCUAAUUAUUCAGUGUGAUUAAUUAAUUAAGGCAUACUUAAGCAAACAAGCAAGCAUGAUGAGUUCAUGGCGAUUUGCAGUACGUUUGGUGUUGGUUACAAAGGUGACCAGGCCAUAUAUGAUACAUGGAAGAAUAAGGACGCUCGAAGUUCACAUACAUAUGACCUAAUCUAGGGUUGAAAACCCCAAGGGUCAUUGAUUAUUUAUCGUGUACACUGAAGUUGUCAAACUUGUAAUAUCAUGGAGUGAUCUACAUGUUUU
This is a messenger RNA of Oryza brachyantha (malo sina), 1337 nucleotides long. Its product is annotated as peroxidase 70-like. The transcript is spliced from 2 exons. Bases 97 to 1074 code for a protein of 325 amino acids. Gene Ontology annotation, biological process: hydrogen peroxide catabolic process; response to oxidative stress. Lineage: Eukaryota; Viridiplantae; Streptophyta; Magnoliopsida; Poales; Poaceae. The record is from RefSeq and is a predicted model, not a curated record. Gene Ontology annotation, molecular function: peroxidase activity; heme binding.